GCCGGCAAUAUAAUCACGGCCAGAUACGAAGGGCGCCGACAUAGGAUGAGGUGGGGAAGAAAAGGGUGGCGAAAGGAUCAUAAGCACAAAGGACGGCCCUGAGUACCUCUUUCUAGCCAGUCCGAUCCUCAGCGGGGUUUGUAUUUUAUUCAUUUUGAAAGCGGCUCUCUGCAUAGGAUCGGCGGCGCAAAGCAGCCUGCGAGUCACUCGGACCUGAUAUGGCUCUAUUUGUGCUUAGGCAAGAAUAACUCAGUGAUUUUGGAAAUCAAUUGUCAACUCACAUACCAAUAACAGUUAAAUUUUGUCUUGAAUCGGGUGGGAGGGAUGGUCCGCUCUUCUUGGACCUCCUACAGGCGGCAAAUCGAACCAUGUUCUUGAGAAUGCUUCCUCGGAAGAAACCCUCGUGGCGACCCAUUGGGUUUACUCGCAGGCAAACUCUUGGUCCUGACGGCAGCCACGGAGGAGACGGAGGGGUAUCAGCGCUUCAUGCGGACUGCCAAAUACUUCAAUUACACCGUGAAGACUCUUGGCCUGGGUGAAGACUGGAAGGGAGGAGAUGUUGCCCGGACGGUGGGUGGAGGUCAGAAGGUCCGUUGGCUGAAGGCCGAAAUGAAGAAAUUUGCGAACCAGGAGGACAUGAUCAUCAUGUUUGUGGACAGCUACGACGUGAUCCUGGCAGGAAGUCCCAUCGAGCUUCUCUGGAAGUUCCUGCGGUUCAAGAGCAAACUGGUUUUCUCAGCAGAAAGCUUCUGCUGGCCGGAGUGGUCACUGGCUGAGAAGUACCCGCCGGUGUCCGUGGGCAAGCGUUUUCUGAAUUCUGGAGGAUUCAUUGGUUAUGCCCCCACCAUCCAUCAGAUUGUGCAGUUGUGGAAGUACAAGGAUGACGACGACGACCAGCUCUUCUACACACGCAUCUACUUGGACUCUGCCUUGCGGGAGAAACACGGGAUCACCCUCGAUCACAAGUCAAAAAUCUUCCAGAACCUCAAUGGUGCCAUCGACGAGGUCGUUCUGAAAUUCGAGAAGACCCGAGUGCGUGCCCGGAACGUUGCUUACGACACCAUGCCAGUUGUCAUCCAUGGGAACGGACCUACCAAGUUGCAGCUGAACUACCUGGGAAACUACAUCCCCAACGCGUGGACGUACGAGGGGGGCUGUGAGGUGUGUGAUGAAGGCCUUCUGGAUCUGACAGACGUGCCGGAGUCAAGCUACCCACGAGUCCUGCUGGGUGUCUUCAUUGAGCAACCGACCCCCUUUUUCCCCGAGUUUCUCCGCCGCCUCGUGACCUUGGAUUACCCUUACUCACAGAUCAGCCUCUUCAUCCACAACCACGAGGUCUAUCACGAGCUGCACAUCCAAGCAGAGUGGGAGAAUCUGCGCGAGGCCUUCAGCAGCAUCAAGCUCGUGGGCCCCGAGGAGGAGCUGAGCGAGGGGGAGGCGAGAGAUAUGGGCAUGGAUCUGUGUCGGCAGGACCCAGCCUGUGACUACUACUUCAGCCUGGAUGCCGAUGUGGUGGUGACCAACCCGGAGAUCCUCCAGAUUCUCAUCCAGGAGAACAAGAAUGUGAUCGCUCCCAUGAUGUCCCGCCAUGGCAAACUUUGGUCCAACUUUUGGGGAGCCCUGAGCCCCGAUGACUAUUAUGCUCGCUCGGAGGAUUAUGUGGAGCUGGUGCAAGGCAAGAGAAUCGGGGUGUGGAAUGUCCCGUACAUCUCGCAGGCCUACCUGCUGCGAGGGGAGACGUUACGCCGUGAGCUGUCCCAGCGCAGCGUUUUCACCUUGGACAGUACUGACCCGGAUAUGGCCUUCUGCAAGAGCGUGCGGGAGAAGGGCAUCUUUCUUCACAUCAGUAACCGGGAUGAAUUUGGACGUCUGCUCUCCACUGCCAGGUACAAUGCAUCCCGUCUACAUCCGGAUCUCUGGCAGAUUUCGGAGAACCCCCUGGACUGGCAAGACAAGUACAUCCACGAGAACUACUCGCAAGUGCUGGAGGGGGAACAGUUCGAGCAGCCCUGUCCCGACGUUUACUGGUUCCCGGUGUUCAGUGACCAGAUGUGUGACGAACUGGUUGAGCAAGUGGAACACUUUGGCCAGUGGUCCGGGGGCAAGCACGAGGAUUCCCGACUGGCUGGCGGCUACGAGAAUGUCCCUACUGUUGAUAUCCACAUGAACCAGAUCGAUUUCGAGAAGGAAUGGCUGCAGUUCUUGCGGGAAUAUAUCGCGCCUGUCACAGAGAAGCUGUAUCCUGGCUAUUACACCAAGGCUCGCGCCAUCAUGAACUUCAUGGUCCGGUACCGUCCGGAUGAGCAGCCCGCCCUCCGGCCGCAUCACGAUUCCUCCACGUUCACCAUCAACAUCGCGCUCAACCACAAAGGGAUCGACUACGAUGGAGGCGGCUGCCGCUUCCUCCGCUACAACUGCCAAGUGGAGUCGCCCCGUAAGGGCUGGACCUUGCUGCACCCUGGACGCCUCACGCACUAUCACGAAGGCUUGCCCACCACCAGCGGCACCCGCUACAUCAUGGUCUCCUUUGUGGACCCCUAACGCCAGCGCCACCCCCCACGCCUCGGCCCCGGGGUGCGGAGAGGCCGCCGAACGCAGGAGACAUGCGGAAAGCAGGCCGAGGCGUGGGGGGCGGCCUCCUCUUCACCGUCCUCGGUGCCUUCCACGCGGGACAGAAACGGACGGCCUCCUGCCAGGUGCGGCAGGCACGGCCCUUUGCCCGGCACCGAACGUCGGUCACCGCCAGUGCCUGGAGAAGCCGCCGCCGCCUUGCAGCGCUCCGCCUGGGUGCCCUCCUCGCCUUGGGGUGCCGCCUCCGGGUUUCUCCCGGGCUCCGGGACAAGCCGCCCUCCACGGGUCCUCUCCUCCCAGUCUGUCCUUGCAGCCCCAUUGCUGCAGCUGCCUCUCUCUCCUCGUGGCUUCCAGGUGGGCCAGGAUCACACAGCCGGUGGCAUCCGUCACUUCUCCUCACUAAAUCCGGAGCUGAGCUGGUGAAAGAGGAGGAGGAGGAGAGCCAGAGGCCUCUUGUCUGGAGUUGCCAGCUUUCACCCGGUGCCCAACCACACCUGCCCUUGGGAGACACCGCUGGCUGUUUGUGCCCUUUUCUCUGCAAGAAGGGCUUAGUUGAGAUCUAUCCUAACGCCCACAGGCCUCCAUCAGGUUAGCAGAAGCACAUCAGACCCCGAAACCAUUUCCUCAAGGAAAAGCAGCACGCAGGAGGGGCAAGGGGCAGCUCCCAGUGCCUUCACCCUUCACCUCAGGUCUUCUUCCUAUCCCCUUCCUCGGUUUGUUCACCUUGAUCGACUUUAUUUGAGCCAAGUUCAAACUCUUCUUUUGUAGAAGAAAUUUUUGAGCUAGGCCAGGACCCAAGCCUGGCCUCUGUGAAGCAGCAGGUGCUUCUGAGUCACAGCAUCCCUUCCACCAACUGCUGCCCCUCUUGCAUGGGAGAAGCAGCAAGAGGAAGAUGUAGGUUCAGGCAUGAGUCUUGGCCUUCCUCCGCUUCCGAGAACAAAGCUGCAGAGAUUACAGCUACCCAGAAAACAUGGGGAGACAGUAGCCAGGAAGGACGCAAAUUUUAACUCUCAGCAUUGUCACCCUUCUCCAUCUGGACGUGUAUUUGGGGCUGCAGACGGGGACAGACAAGUUUUGGAGGUUUAUUGCAAACAGAAGAAAGUCUCAAACUUUCAGCUCCCCAGCAGCGGCUGACACUCUGUUUCUUAAACAGUUGAAGACGGAUGCAAACACCCCGUUUCAGUUUGCGGCUGAAGAUUAUCCUCAGGUGCCACUGGAGGGGUGCUUAGCGCCCUUCCAGGAGUAGGAGGGGGAGGUCAGACUGUGGGGCAUUGCUCUGUACUCGCCAGCGUGUCGAGGCAGGAACUCCGGGGCUGGAGAGCUCAGGUACAACACAGAGCCCUGCGUAACCCCCCAUAAUCCUGUGGGCUUUCUGGCGCUCAGCUUGACCUGGCCGGUGGGGUGGCUAGUGGCUUCCUACACAGAGCGUGCAUUAAGUUAUUGGCACUGCUGUUUCCCGGCGCGACAAAUACAUUUAUGUUUUUAACCG
Molecule: messenger RNA, 4060 nt
Organism: Varanus komodoensis (Komodo dragon)
Lineage: Eukaryota; Metazoa; Chordata; Lepidosauria; Squamata; Varanidae
Gene: PLOD3
Product: procollagen-lysine,2-oxoglutarate 5-dioxygenase 3
Exons: 19
Coding region: 487-2541 (684 amino acids)
Biological process (GO): peptidyl-lysine hydroxylation
Cellular component (GO): endoplasmic reticulum
Molecular function (GO): procollagen-lysine 5-dioxygenase activity; iron ion binding; procollagen glucosyltransferase activity
Source: RefSeq, a predicted model, not a curated record